AUGCUCCAGAAUACAUUAGCUUAUCAUUAUAAUACAUUGGCUUAUAAAGGCAACAAAUACUACUUAUCAGUGCUAUGGUAUGGUUCACUCCCACCUCUGAAUAAUACUCCACAGGUUGGAAAAGAAGAUAAAAACAAGCGUGCUGAUUUGGAGGCCUCGUUACUGAGCUUUGAGAAAUUGGAUCGGGCAUCACCAGAUUUGUGGCCGGAGCAGCUUCCAGGCGUUGCACUUUUUGCUGCUUCUUUUAAAAGCCCAAUCAGCAACUCUCCACCCAAGUGGAUGGCCGAACUGGAGAAUGAUGACAUUGACAUGUUGAAGGAGCUGGGGAGUCUCACCACAGCUAAUCUGAUGGAGAAGGUGCGUGGCUUGCAGAACCUGGCUUAUCAAUUGGGACUGGACGAAUCAAGAGAAAUGACCAGAGGGAAGUUUCUUAAUAUCCUGGAGAAAGCCAAGAAGUGAUUGACGGAUGCUGUGUAGCUGUUUCAGUAGCAUUUUUGGAGUUUCUUUCAUGUCUACCUGGAACGGUUUUGAUGGCCAAACUUUUAUACUUUAAAACAAAACUCAUCAACCAUUUUGAGUUUGAUCAUGUAAGCUGUGUUAUUGUGACAUGAGCGUAAAAGGUGACAGAUUGACAAGUCUGCAUAUACCGGGUUUAUUUGAAUUUAUUUUCUUUAUUCUUUAAUAAACCAUUAAACAUAAACAUUUACAAAUGACAAGAUUUUCCUGGUUCAUAGCUGCAAUGUAGUAUGUGGGAUGUUGGGUAUUGGGAGGUUUUCUGUAGCAUUUAAAGUGGUUGCCAGUCAUCUUUAUAAAGCAUGGUCUAGCCAUAAUAUCAAGCGUUAUCAGUGACAUCUUUGUUGUUGCAACCAUUCGUUUAUUUUAAAUUAUUUUCCCAAAAUUGAUUGUCUUUUUGUGAUGUUUUUAUUCGAUGCUCUCAAUAAAACUGUAUUUUGUUUAAACCUAAA
Bombina bombina (fire-bellied toad) is the source of this 965-nucleotide messenger RNA. RefSeq names its product lin-52 DREAM MuvB core complex component (gene LIN52). The transcript has 6 exons. The coding region runs from base 1 to 459 and encodes 152 amino acids. Gene Ontology annotation, biological process: regulation of DNA-templated transcription. Gene Ontology annotation, cellular component: DRM complex. NCBI's taxonomy places the organism in Eukaryota, Metazoa, Chordata, Amphibia, Anura, Bombinatoridae. The record is from RefSeq and is a predicted model, not a curated record.